Syngnathus typhle (broad-nosed pipefish) is the source of this 1316-nucleotide messenger RNA. RefSeq names its product cysteine and histidine-rich domain (CHORD) containing 1b (gene chordc1b). The record is from RefSeq and is a predicted model, not a curated record. Lineage: Eukaryota; Metazoa; Chordata; Actinopteri; Syngnathiformes; Syngnathidae. Bases 73 to 1101 code for a protein of 342 amino acids. The transcript is spliced from 10 exons.
GUGUCGCGCUUUACAUGUGCUUGCUGCUUUAUUAGUGUCUGGUUCCAUAUUAAAAUACAUUUACUCGUCCCUAUGUCUACUUUGUGCUACAACAAGGGCUGCGGGCAGCGGUUCGACCCUGACAACAACCCGGAUGGCAGCUGCACGUACCACCCCGGCGUCCCAGUGUUCCACGACGCACUGAAGGGCUGGUCCUGCUGCAAGAGACGGACCACCGACUUCUCCGACUUCCUCAGCAUCGCCGGCUGCACGAAAGGUCCCCAUAACAAAGAGAAGCCCCCCGAGCCGGUGAAGCCGGACGUGAUCUCGUCGGGAGAAAAGAAAGACAAAGAUGAUCAGAAGGCCAAAUUUAGCGAGUACAUCAUCUCGGCGCCCAAACCCCAGGAGGCCAUUUGCAGACCCAGUGCCGACGAGCCUAUGCUGAGGUUGCAGCACAAAGUGUCGACUUCUCUCAAGCAAGCUCUGGAGAAGCUCAAGCUGACUGACAACUCGCAGGUGCUCAAAGAAGAGGACAACAGUGACGAGGUCAAGAUCGGAACAGCCUGCAAAAACGGAGGCUGUACUAAAAGCUACGACGGCCCGGCUAGUGACUCGGACACGUGCUUCUUUCACCCCGGAUUCCCCAUCUUCCACGAAGGGAUGAAGUACUGGAGCUGCUGCAAGAAGAAAACCUCAGACUUCAACACCUUUGUCUCCCAGGUUGGCUGCAACAAGGGCCAGCACCUGUGGAGGAAAAAGGAUGAGGGCAAGAAGGUGGUGCCGUGUCGAUUCGACUGGCACCAGACUGGCUCGCAGGUCAUCAUCUCCAUCUACGCCAAGAACGCCGUGCCUGAGCUGACCUACGUGGAUGCCAACAGCACCACAUUGCACAUUCGCGUGAUCUUCGAGGGCGAGAAGGAGUUUGAGCAGGAGAUAAGCCUGUGGGGGGUUAUCAACGUGAGCCAGAGCACCGUCAACAUGAUGGCGGCUAAGAUCGAGGUGGCCAUGAGGAAGUCAGAGGCCAUGUCCUGGGCUCGCCUGGACUUGCCGCCGCCCGCCGCGCCACCUACCCCAGACCACGAGGAAAAAGGCGAGGACGACAGCGAUAGCAAUGAUGAAUGAUAAGACGCGGCAAAACUUUGGACCAUCCGCAGAACUAUUCCACUAUUUGUGAACUUUUGAAAAGGCACACAAUGCACGGUAUGAUGUCAAUGCUGGAUGAACGCAUUUCUGUUUGACUUUCAGCCCUUUUCCCCCCCUCUCAAUUUAGCCAAGAUGUCAGUACUGGGAAAAAAAAUGGCUGAUCAUGUUUAAAGCCAAAUAAAGUGUGAAAAUUA